Darwinula stevensoni is the source of this 5091-nucleotide messenger RNA. NCBI's taxonomy places the organism in Eukaryota, Metazoa, Arthropoda, Ostracoda, Podocopida, Darwinulidae. The record is from the annotation of a GenBank genome assembly.
AUGGUAGAGGGCCGGCUGCCUGUUGAGACGUCCGACUCCGAGCUUGCCAGUGAUCUAGAACCAGUGAAACCUGUCAUUAAACAAACUUUGCCUGAUACCACCGUGAAGGAGGGCGACCAAGUCGUUCUCGAAUGCAUCAUCACCGGACAACCCGAACCGGAGGUCAUAUGGUAUCACGACGAUAAACCUGUAAAAGAGAGUGCAGAUCUUCAACUACUCUUCCAAGGAGAUACAUGCUGUCUGGUUGUGAAAGAGGCCUACCCGGAAGACGCAGGGACAUACAGAGUUGUAGCCAUCAACUCUGCAGGCGAAGCCUCGUGUCAGUGUGCUCUAAAAGUUGAAGCUGAGAAACGCGUUCCACCCAAGUUUCUCAAGCUGCCGACAGAUCUUGAGGUUCGCGAAGGAGAAACGAUUCACAUCGAGACAGACGCAAUCGGGGACCCUAAACCCAGCAUUGCAUGGCACAAAGACGGCCAGGAUCUUCUCCCCAGUGACAACGUCCACCUGAGCGAAGAUUUGCUGACUUUAACGGUAAAAAAGGCGACAAUGGGAGAUGGAGGUGUGUACAUGGGAAUAGCAUCAAACUCCGCUGGAGAAGCGCGUUGCUUUAGCAUCGUGAAAGUUCUUCCCCCUGUUGAAGAGAGGAAGACUCCUGUGGAUCUUUCCAUUCCCCCUGCCUUUAUAAAACUCUUCACUGAUAAAAGGGUGAAGAGAGGGGAUCCAGCCACGUACACUUGCAUCAUAUCCGGGAAGCCUUUGCCUGAGGUGUCAUGGUAUUUGAACGAUGUCCCAAUCGCGAGGUUCUCAGAGAUUCGGGUGUCUGUCGAGAACACCCUCCAUUCCCUGACCAUCCCGGAAUGUAGUCAUGUUCAUCAGGGAAAAAUUACUUGCGUGGCUGGGAAUGACGCCGGUUGGGCAACUUGCGUCGGAGGCCUCAUCGUUGCUGAAAUACCCAAGGAACCCUCGGUUGAAAGGGUGCCUCCAGAGAAGGAGGAGUCCCUCAUCGUGCGAAAAGCCGUCUGUAUGAAGGCAACCGACAUAAUUACAAAUACAACCCAUGAACACGUCUCAGAGGGGAUAUUACGCCAACCAGACAAAGAGAAAGCAGGGAUCAUGGACAUAAUAGAGAAUUCAGUGGUAGAAGAACUCUCCAUCGACCAGAAAAAGGCAUUCGUUCAAAAAAUGUCGGAUCUGGAUAAGGGCAAGAAGCCUCCUCGAUUUCUUCAGCCUCUCACUGGUAUUACAGUCACGGAAGGAGAUCGAGUCCUCUUGCAAGGAAUCAUCGAAGGAGUUCCAGAACCCAGUGUGGAAUGGUAUAAGAAUGGAAUGGAGGUCGUAGUACGAUCUGAUUUACAUGUCCGAUAUGAUGGAGGGAAAGUGUCUCUGAUUUUUGAUAAAGCAAGUAGCAAGGACUCGGGAAGGUACACGUGCAAUGCUUGGAAUAUUGCUGGCUCUGCUAGCAGCACUGCUGACUUGGUCAUUCAGGCUUCAACGGAGCACACUGGGAAGUAUACAGUGAAGGCGAGGAAUACAGCUGGUGAAGCUCAAUGUGUGGCUGAUAUCCUUGUUCAGCAACCUCUGUUGCUGAAUGACGUCUCCAGCUCUUCCAUUGGAACAAAGAUUAUAGGCCAGUCGAAAGCAUGGAGAGAGGAAACACGAAUGAGAGCAGGGUUCUCGGGUCUGAGAAAGCCUUCACCCAUGAAGCCUACAGUUGAUUCUAGUUCUGACCUUGAAACCUUCCCUGAACUUGAACCAUUCCCCUUCAAACCUGCACCUGUAGGAAAGCCAAAGCCCAUCAGAGUAUCUUCACCUCCGACCCCGAAGAAAUUCUAUGUCAAAGCAUUAUCUCCACCAAAAGAAGAAUCUCCUGGACCGGUGACGAUUCCUCCAAAAUGGAUACCCCCAGACAGCGACAGUGAAGACAUCCCCACGUAUCGGAAAGUUAACUUAAUACCAGAAAUACAGGAAACCCUCCACUCCGUAUCCGCUAACACUGACGCAUGGGUCCGAUCAAUAAGCGAAACUCUCUCAAAGGAUAAAUCUCAAGAGGAAUACGCCACCACCUCAUAUGCAUCCUCGAAGUCGGAAGUCAUUGUUAACGAAGAGAGGACCGGAAUUCCUCGCCUCGGGAAAACGGUCCCCUUCGACCGAGACACUCCCACUUGGGUAUCACAUGUCUCAUGCGUAUCAUCUGAUGUGGAGACAAGUAGUGUCGCAUCUACGGAUGGAUCAAAGCCUCGAAAGUCAAGAAUCGGUGUAAAAGAGAUCAAAGAGAAACUUGUGAGGCAGGCAUCAUUGGAAAGUCCAGGGGCGAAACCGCCAGAGCUGAUUCCUGGUGCGGUGAGGCUCUGGCCGCCAGACAAACCAAAAGUGCCUGAAACACCCAAGGAGACCAAAACUCCUCAGCCAAGAUUCGUGGAACCCUUACCGACCUUGGAGCCAUUCCCAUUCGAACCCGAGAAACCUAGGUUCCCUGUCGAAAUGGGCGCACCCCCUCCAAAACCAAAGAAAUUCAUUCCUGGGAAAGCAUGGGAAGACAGACAAUCCUCAGGCGAUGAAAGUCGGAUUCCGGUGAAAUGGGCACCUUCAGACAGUGAAACGGAAGAGCCCAUGUAUCGACGAGUGAGGGCCCCCACCUCUCCUAGUCCAAAACAGCAUCAUGAUGCUGAAAUUGUGAAGAAACCCAGCGUGACAUCUCCACCGCCUUCACUGGAAAGGGAAGAAGGCGGUCCGGUAGAAAAGUCACUUGCUCCCCCCCAAUUCCAACCAUUCCCCCAGGAAACUGAGAUGCAAGCUGAAAUACCUCAUGCUUCAGAGGUGAUGGGAAUCACACAAGCAUUGCAUGUGACUCAUUCGGAAAUACAAAGCACCGUCAAACCUCUACCUGUCUCAGCUAAGCAGAUCGAGGAGAGUGUUUCUUCAAAAUAUUCAACGCUGGAGAUCGGCAGAGCAGACAUCCGGGAACCAGCAGAAAAGCCUUUUAGUCCGACAAAAUUCACCUCGAGUGAAGGUCGAACAGACACACCAACAUGCCUUCUAUCCGACAGUGAUUCGCUUGCUUUGGAACCAGGUUCACCACCGGAACUCUCGUACACUCAGCCCCCGCCGAUACCAACAGGGACUCCAUCUGCAUCGCCAUAUAUCCUUUCUCCCUAUCGAAAGAAUCUGGAGAUUCAGACUUCAAGGGUGACCUUGGCAGAAUCGACAAAAUUCUCAAGUCGCUUCGUAACUCAAGAGCAGACUCGCAAGUCGAUACACUUCCCUCAACCUGAAUGGCCUCUGGUGAACGGGAAGAAGGAUUACCAAGAAGACUCGUCGGAUUUGGAAUGGGAAUCUCAGUCUCCCUGGAGCUGGAAGAGUCCCGGCGCAAAAGUACAAGCUUCAGCGAAGACGUCUGGAGUAAAAGACAGACCCUUGUCGCCUAUGAUUCCUAGGAAAGUCCCUCCGAAGACGAUAUUUGAUGGAAAAAGACCUUCCACGAGACCCGUACUCAGGGGAGGUUCUCCCCCAGUACUUAAAUCAAAGCCAGAGACCCCUACAAAAGAAACAUAUGCCUUGAGUGACACGGAAACCCUGGUGAAACCUUCGUAUAAGUUACCUCGCCCACGGCUCAGUCGGGUUCAGGAUAUUCGGAAAAUGUUCAAUGCUCCUUCUGAACCACCGAAGGAUGAUCUUGCCGUAGCGCCUUACUCUGCCACUUUUCCGAGUAUUGAAAAGAGUAAACCCUUGGUCCUCCAACCAGGAUCUCCACCCGAAUACGCUUAUGUUGAAAGGAAGACGGCGACUGCUGCCAAGCAUUUUGUCCAGAGUAAUUUUGAUGACAUGUCGCAGACCUUCCGAACCAAGACCGAAAAGUUUGCUCAGCAGAUUGUAGAGGACGUUUGGGCCCCAGAAAAGAAGGAGCCAAAAGAAAAGGCCGCUGGAAAAACGACGGAAGAGGUAUCAAUACCAACAGGAGAGGACACUCGGGUCGUAGAAACGAAGCAUGGAGAAAUCGAACAAUCCGAAGCCCCUCAGGUUUACAGGGAAGAAACUAGAACUGUUGACUUCGGUACGAAGCACGUGGAUCCAGACUCAGGGCUGAUCUAUUUCAAGUACGACUUUGGCUACGAAUUUGGGAUUCUGACACCGGGUAAAGGAGGAGUGAGAGAACUUCCACCCCCGGAAGAGGAGAGCCCUUCCAUCCAGAGAGAGGGAGACAUUGAAAUGCCCAUCAUCCACAUAAAGACGAAGAAGGGUGAAGAAGGGAGGCGGCAUUCGAUUGGAGGUGAAGAAGCGAGAAUCGGAAGACGACAGGGGCAAGAUUUCCGUCAGAGGAAACCCUGGAGCGAGGGAGAGAUGUCGGAAUCUGAGCUGGAACCUCAUCCUCAUUCCCGGCCUCUCUUCCGGCCUAAGAGGUUUAUGGAUAUGAAAGCAGCAAGAUGGCAGCCGACAUCUGAAAGUGAGAUGUCCGACUUGGAGGCAGACAGGGAGUUGAGGACGAGCACGACACUUACCAACCCUUCCUCUCAGUCUUCUCUUUCAGCCUUGGAGAGCCUUAAGCAGUGGCGGCCAUGGUCUCCUCCAAGUCCACAAAAUGACGUUCCUGUUUUCACCACUCGACUGACGGAUCAAGCAGCGGCUGUGGGCUCUGACGUAAAAUUGGAGUGUUGUUUUGCUUCUGGUCCCGAUACGGAGGUGAAAUGGUUCAGAAAUGGCCUCCUGUUGGUUCCCUCUCUUGAAUAUGAGAUCAUCUUCAGUGACGGGAAAAGCCAGCUCACAAUUCAUCACCUGAAGCCAGGUAUAGAUUCUCUCCCUCUCAAACGUCUCGUAUUGCUUUAUUUACGCUUCCUUUCUUUCGACGACGAUGACGCGAUGAAGCGCCGGAAUCCCCUUCUCCCCUCCCCACAUUCUGGAUAUCGAAUCAAAAACAGUCUCCCCGAGAGGGAAUACUACCUUUUCCAAGACACACGCACCCUGGAAUAUUCCAGAAGGGAAAUUCUGCCGGGCUUCACCAACAAGGACUAUCCUCAGUCACGUUACAAUCCCUUCAAAUGCACCUUGAAGUAUUCCAAGCGCUUCUAUUAUGACUUUUUGAACAAGGAUCAGUAG